Messenger RNA from Oppia nitens, 829 nucleotides. RefSeq names its product androgen-dependent TFPI-regulating protein-like. The transcript has 4 exons. Lineage: Eukaryota; Metazoa; Arthropoda; Arachnida; Sarcoptiformes; Oppiidae. Gene Ontology annotation, cellular component: membrane; endomembrane system. The record is from RefSeq and is a predicted model, not a curated record. Bases 41 to 829 code for a protein of 262 amino acids.
ACAGUAAAACACAGACUAAAAAAUAUUUGAUAAAUAAGUUAUGAACAUAAAAUUGUGGUACACUUGGAGAGUUGUAUCAGUUUUAAUACAUCUAAUAGCUGUCGGAUGUUAUGGUUUUGCACUACUAUUUCAAUUGUCUCAUCCAAAAGGUUAUUAUUGGCAAACAAACGACAAUGAGUUGGCUCUGACUAACACUACAUUAUUGCCGGGAGAGUAUACGUUUGGUUGGAAAUUGAAAUACCUGACCAUUUGGAACCUGAUCAUAAACUUUAUUGUCUUUUUAUUUUGUUUGAUAUGCGAUUGUUUUAAAUCAAAUUAUAUGUUUGAUGAGCCCAUGAAAAGUCCAUCAAUUGAAUGGAUGUACAAAAUUCGCGAUACAUUAUUUCAUUCACUAGUUUUUCCAUUGGGAACGUUUGUAUUUGUCAUGUUUUUCCUGUUAAUAUCAAUCAAAGGGAAAUUAAUAUCCGAUCAGAUAUUUCAUCGACGAAAUCCUGUUUUCUUAAGCCAUUUAACUCAUACCAUUAUAUUUCCACUACUAUUAUCUGAAAUACUGAUAACAUAUCACAAAAAAUGGGUCAAAAAACUGAUAGAAAUUGCAAUACUUAUGACAACUGUCUUAUUGUAUAGCAUUUGGUGUCUAUAUUUAGGACUUAUUCACGAUCUCUGGCCAUACGGUAUACUUCGACACAUGAGUUGGAUAUUAAGGAUUAUAUUUAUGAUUAUUUGUGCCGUUAUAGCCAUUGUUGUCUACUUUGUCGGUGUAUUUAUUCACAUGUAUUCGUGGCCAACAAAAAGGAUCAAACAAUGGCACACAAGUUAUGACAAUUGA